Molecule: messenger RNA, 1392 nt
Organism: Solanum stenotomum
Lineage: Eukaryota; Viridiplantae; Streptophyta; Magnoliopsida; Solanales; Solanaceae
Exons: 6
Coding region: 1-1392 (463 amino acids)
Molecular function (GO): nucleic acid binding
Source: RefSeq, a predicted model, not a curated record
AUGGUUAGAGAAGGUAUAGUUCUUGGUCACAAAGUGUCACAAAAUUGGCUGGAGGUUGAUAAAGCAAAGAUUGAAGUGAUUGAGAAGUUAGCACCACCAAUUUCGGUGAAGGGUAUUCGUAGUUUCUUGGGGCAUACCGAUUUUUACCGGUGGUUCAUCAAAGACUUCUCAAAAAUUGCACAUCCUCUAUGCAAACUCUUGGAGAAGGAGGUGAAAGUCCACUUUGAUGAUGCUUGCAUGCUGGCCUUCAAGUGCUUGAAAGAAAUAUUGAUCUCCACUCCGGUUAUCAUUAGCCCUGAUUGGUCAGAACCCUUCGAAGUGAUGUGUGACACAAGAGGCAUGGCAUUAGGUGUCGUGUUGGGGAGAAAAUGCAACAAACUAUUUCACCCCAUUGACUGUGCAAGCAAAACUCUAAACGCUGCUCAGAGUAACUAUAUUGUCAUAGAACAAGAAUUACUUGCGGUAGUAUAUGCGUUUGAGAAGUUCCGAGCAUACUUUCUAGGUACCAAAGUGGUUGUUCACACUGAUCAUGCUGCACUACGUUAUCUGAUGGCAAAGAAGGAUUCCAAGCCAAGAUUGAUAAGGAGAGGCUAUGAAAAUCAGGUGGCUGACCACUUAUCAAGAUUGGAAGGCAAGGAAAAUGACGAGCUGGAGAUGGACAUAAAUUAUGCUUUUCCCAAUGAACAGGUUGGGGGCCAUCAUGGUGGUGUAUGUACAGCUCCUAAAGUCCUUCAAAGUGGUUACUAUUGCCCUUCCCUCUACAAAGAUGCUCAUGAGUUUGUUAAGAAGUGCACUCAACGUCAGAAACAAGGUGGAGUGUCUAAAAGACAUGAGUUGCCUCUCACACCCAUUUUAGAAGUUGAGUUGUUUGAUGAGAUCAAGAGUAUCCUAGCCAAGACGGUGAAUGCAAAUAGGACUGAUAUGUCUCGAAAGCUUAAUGAUGCUCUAUGGGCGUAUUGCACUGCAUACAAAACAACAAUUGGUAUGUCCCUGUAUCAGCUAGUCUUCGGAAAAUCUUGCCAUUUACCGGUUGAAUUGGAACACAAAGCAUUAUGGGCAUUGAAAGCUCUAAAUCUUGACUGGGCAAAGACUUCAAAGAGAGGACUCUUUUCGAUAAAACUCAAAUCCAAAUGGUCAGGUCCAUUUAUAGUAACACGGGUGUUCACAAAUGGUGCCAUUGAGGUCGAAGGUAAAGAGGGACUUGAAUUCAAAGUGAAUUGGCAACGCUUGAAGUUGUAUUUUGGUGAAUGCCAAGAGAUUUCUCUGAUUGAAGUGGUGCAAGAAAUUGUGCGAGGUGAAGACACUAUUGGUGGAUCGCUGAAUCUAUUCGGCGAUCCCGAUCUCGUCCGCCUUCUGGACUUUGAAAAUGGAACUGAGAUACUGGAAUAUUAG